GUUCAGUCAGCCUAUUGAAUCAGGUGGCUCAAAGAUUUCGAUAACUUCCGGCACACGGCACGAUCACUCCGUACUACCGUGACGAGCCGUUGACGACCUUUUCCUUCGACAUUGAUUUACUCUUCAACUGAACCAUGUGAACACCUCUAUCAAAUAGUCACGAAUAGAUAGUCUCGUCUUUCUCUGCAUCUACAUAUAGCUUGAUCAAAGCUAGAACGUGAACGCCAGUUUUUGUUGGGCCUUCCCUCCCACCAAUGACCACCGCCAUCGACAAAGCUUUCUACGACGAACAAGGGUACAUCAUCAUCCCAAAUCUAAUUCCUCCACAGACGUUCGAGGCCCUCGAAGAGGCCUGUGAGCGUGUUAUAGCUAAAACCAGAUCUGGAUCAUGGCCUCACCGGCGCACCGUUGGAAGACAAUUCCCUCCGUUCGACGAUAGCAAUCCGGAUUCAUGGGGCGUUCAACACCUCAUGCAUCCCGACCUUGAUGAGCCCGCAUUUACAGAGUGGUACACCUCAGAUGCGCUUAUUAAUGUUGCGACGAAUUUGUUGCAAUGUAAUGAAGAUGAGCUGCAGAUGGAGCUUUCCAACCUGUUGAUCAACCCAUUAGAACAUGAUUUUGCCCUUCGAUGGCAUCGUGACGACGUACGAGAAAAUGCGACCGCUGAAGAGGAAGUUGUUGCUCUUGCACUCUGGACGCAUGGUGUCCAAUGGAAUACGCGAGUACUCUCCAACGUCGAAUUCGCUUUGUACGAGGACUCGUGUCUCUACCUCAUCCCAAAGACCCAUAGAUUCCCAAGAACGGAGCUUCAGAGAGCCCAGUCAAUGACACAAGCACCGCCUGCGAAUCCCUUAGACAUGCCCGGAGCGAUUCAAGUCACCUUGCAACUGCGUCUCACCGAGCUUAAAUACCAAGCUGGCGAGACGGUGAUCUAUAAUAACAAUAUACUACACUGCGGAGCAUACAACUCGAAACAGCGCCGCGCGACGCUCCAUGGUUGCAUGGGCGACAUACGUGGUGGAUCGACAAGAGCCAAAAAUGUCCUCCAGCAUGGACUGUUGUGGAUGACGGAGGACCGCUUCCGUGAUCGGUUGAAUGAGAGAGGAAAGAGGAUGCUUCAGGCUCUCAUCGAUAUGAAGAAUGGUGUUCAAGGCGAUCUCGGAUAUUCGCUAGUGAAUUAG
Messenger RNA from Suillus fuscotomentosus, 1181 nucleotides. RefSeq lists its product as uncharacterized. The coding region runs from base 255 to 1181 and encodes 308 amino acids. NCBI's taxonomy places the organism in Eukaryota, Fungi, Basidiomycota, Agaricomycetes, Boletales, Suillaceae. The record is from RefSeq and is a predicted model, not a curated record. The transcript is spliced from 5 exons.